GAAGAAGAAGACGAAAAGCAAAAGUCAACAUAUUUUUAGCGACUCUGUGAAUAAAACCCGUGCUAUCCAAUAAAUUUAAUAAAUUAGUGAAAAAGGAACAUUAAUUUGCACGUGCCAUGUCGUCUAUGACAUUUGGCCAGAAGAAAUUUAUUCCUACAGCGCCCGACAAAGGUAGUUUUCCGUUGGACCAUGAAAAUGCAUGCAAACGGCAAAUGCUAAAAUAUAUGGCCUGUCUGAGUGAACACACCGAUAACAACAGUAAGUGCCGUGACGAGGCAAAAUCAUAUUUACAGUGCCGAAUGGAAAAUAAUUUAAUGGCCCAAGAAGAGUGGACUAAAUUGGGUUUCAAAGAGUGACUACCGUUUUCAGAAAGGACAAAUUAGUUAAAUAGAUUUUAGUGUUACUUUUGUAUCGAACAUUUUAUAUACAUCGCGAAAGAGUGAUGACCACCGACAAGAAAAAAUUCAACAUUUUAUUAGGAUGUACCGGCAGUGUGGCCACAAUUAAGUUACCAGUCCUCAUCCAAACAUUACAAGAAAGGCAAUCGACUGAAGAGCUCCAAUUCGAUAUCAAGGUCAUACUGACCGAAAGCGCCAAACACUUUGUGGAUAUUGAAAAAAUUUCUCCCGACACGCCCAUACUAACCGACACGGACGAAUGGAAUGCAUGGAAGGGAAGAGGAGAUCCCGUUUUGCAUAUAGAUCUAACGAAAUGGGCCGACGUAUUUGUAAUCGCACCAUUGGGCGCUAAUAGUCUGGCCAAAAUUGCUCAGGGACUGUGUGACAAUCUUCUUCUGUGUACAGCACGUGCCUGGAACUUGAAUAAGCCGAUUUUCUUUUGCCCGGCUAUGAACACCUUCAUGUGGGAACAUCCAGUGACUAGAGAACAUGUUGCUAAAUUAUCUCAAUGGGGAUAUCGAGAGAUUCCGUGCGUGUCGAAGACUUUAAUGUGCGGUGAUACAGGAAAUGGAGCUAUGGCCGAAGUUGAGACGAUUGUUCGUCAUAUUGUUGAGUAUUUUCGAAGUCAAAAUAAAGACCGAAUUUAGUGCUGUUGAA
Bradysia coprophila is the source of this 1055-nucleotide messenger RNA. It is a transcript of the gene Ppcdc, whose product is annotated as phosphopantothenoylcysteine decarboxylase. Gene Ontology annotation, molecular function: FMN binding; phosphopantothenoylcysteine decarboxylase activity. Gene Ontology annotation, cellular component: phosphopantothenoylcysteine decarboxylase complex. The record is from RefSeq and is a predicted model, not a curated record. NCBI's taxonomy places the organism in Eukaryota, Metazoa, Arthropoda, Insecta, Diptera, Sciaridae. Gene Ontology annotation, biological process: coenzyme A biosynthetic process.